Messenger RNA from Eutrema salsugineum, 726 nucleotides. RefSeq lists its product as uncharacterized. Lineage: Eukaryota; Viridiplantae; Streptophyta; Magnoliopsida; Brassicales; Brassicaceae. Bases 1 to 726 code for a protein of 241 amino acids. The record is from RefSeq and is a predicted model, not a curated record. The transcript has a single exon.
AUGCUUCAGCUGAAGCAUUGUGUGGUGGAUUUCAUGAGUUGUGUCAUAGGAAAUGGUGAUGAUGCAUCUUUCUGCUACGACUCUUGGAAAGACCUGGGACCACUUAUAUCAUUCGUUGGGGAUAAUGGUCCUCGUCAGCUGCAGAUUCAUCUUGAUGCUCACAUAGUCCAUGCCUCUCAGAAUGGAAUGUGGAGGAUGCCUGCAGCUAGAUCAGAGGAAGCCCAAGCUCUCCAAAUUGCCUUAUCGACCAUUACUCCACCGUCUGUCGAUCGCGGUCGAGAUCAAUACUUAUGGCGGAAUGACUCGGGUACGUAUGUGAAUGUUUUCUCUUCUAAGGUAAUUUGGGAGCUUAUUCGUAGUUGUUCUCCUCAAGUCUCUUGGGAUAAGAUUGUCUGGUUUAAGGAACCUGUUCCUAGUCACUCGUUUAUCACUUGGUUAGCUAUGUUGUCACGGCUUCCCACCAAGGAUAGAUUGAGGCGAUGGGGGUUGAAUGGUGCUCCUGAAUGUGUGUUGUGCUCUGGUGGUUUGGAAACGCAUAUGCAUCUCUUCUUUGAAUGCCAGUUUUCAUCAGCUAUCUGGAACUGCUUUGCGUCUUCUUUUUGGCCGAACGCGCCCCUGGAUCUUGUCUCUAUUGUUGCAUGGAUCUCCCAGAACCAAGUAAAUCAUCGAUCGGGCCCUGCCAUUAUCAUCUGGAUCAUCUUGCAAGCUCUCGUUUAUAUCCUCUAG